AUGGGAAGUCCUGUUUAUGGGCUAAAGUUCUCCAAAAUAAAUACCUGUAUUUACAGGGACUCCCUACUCAACUAUUCUAGUAAGAGAAAAGCUUCUCUCACUUGGAGGGGUAUUCUUAAAACCCGUGACAUUCUCGUCAAGGGUAGGAAAUGGUGUAUUGGCAAUGGUUCUAAUGUAUCCAUAUGGUAUGAUUGGUGGUGUGGGGAGUGCAGUUUGGCCUCCUUAUUUCCUAUUUCUCACCUCAUUAGCUCAGAAAAAGUGGAUACUCUCUUGGAUGAGGAGGGUAGGUGGGAUGUGGGUGUUAUAUCUGUUAAGUUGCCUAGGGAAGCUUGGGAUCUUGUUUUGAAGGUUCAGCUUCCUAGGUUUGUAACUUAUCCAGAUAUGCCACAUUGGAAGGGCUCGAGAUGUGGUGCUUUCACUACUGCAUCGGCUUUUGAGUUGGUGACUGAUAAGGGAGUUGAUUCUGGGAAUUGGCUCUGGUUAUGGAAAUUGAAAAUCCCACAAAUUCUCAAAGGCUUUGUUUUGCUGGCACUGCACCAGAAGUUGCUAACCAACAGCCUAAGAGUUACUAGAGGAAUGUCAAAUUCGGCUUUAUGUAAUAAUUGUGGUGACCAGCAUAGUAUCUACAUCAUACAUAGAUAUGCAACUGAUAUUAAAGAUGCUUUUAAUAUAUCUAUUGUGAACAGUUUGGAUGAUGAGCUAACUAGUUGGUCUCUUCCUCUUCCAGGUAAAUUGAAGAUGAACACGGAUGGAAGCUCAAAGGGAGAUCCAGGCAAUGGUGGCUUUGGGGGGCUAAUCCGGGAUGAGAAAGGCAUUUGGCUUUGUGGGUAUUUCGGUUACUUCCCCAUUAAGAAGUCUAGUGGAGGAUUCCAAGUUUCUCAUCUAAGAUAUGGGUUUUCGAUUCAACAUGUCAAAAGGGAGGGCAACAAGAGUGCUGAUGGUCUUGCAAAAAUGGGGGCUAAUCAAAAUGAGAUGUUGGUUGUUAUGGAUGACCCUCCAAAAGAAAUUCGAGGUCAACUAGUGGCGGAUAUGGUUGGUCAGAGUUAUCUCAGACCUUGUUCUGGGGGCUCUUAG
Messenger RNA from Camellia sinensis, 1074 nucleotides. Lineage: Eukaryota; Viridiplantae; Streptophyta; Magnoliopsida; Ericales; Theaceae. The record is from RefSeq and is a predicted model, not a curated record.